AUCUGUGUGUGUGUGUGUGUGUGAGAGAGAGAGAGAGAGAGAGAGAGAGAGAGAGAGAGAAGAGAGAGAGACAGAGAAAGGUGGGGUAGGAAAUCAGUGACUUCAGCCCUCCCCUUGAAGCAUCUCAGCUGCAUGACAGACAAGGCAGACCACAGUAUUUCUGCAUGAAUGAGCGUGCGAGAGAGAAAGAGGAACACUGAGCGUGUCAGACCCAGGGGACCAACUGAGACUGCAAGAUGAAGCGCAACCUCACCGAGGCUCUCUCUGACUUUUUAUUUGAGUAUGAGACCCCUCGUCAGGUGCUGGUGAAGAACAAGCAAGUGGGGAUUGUGUGCCGCCUGAUCCAGCUUUUUGUCCUAGCUUACAUCAUCGGGUGGGUGUUUAUCUAUGAAAAGGGAUACCAGGUCUCAGACACUGCCAUCAGCUCCGUCCUCACCAAGAUGAAGGGUGUCGGGUACACCAAGGUGAACGACACAGAGCGCGUGUGGGACGUGAGUGACUACGUCUUCCCCGAGCAGGGAGACUCUUCUUUUGUGGUGAUGACAAAUUACAUAUUAACCUUGGGACAGAAGCAGGGUAAAUGCCCUUCGCUCCCAGGGAGACACAACUGCACAUCUGACAAGGACUGUAAAGAAGGAGAACACAAACGUACGGGACAUGGAAAGAUGACUGGAAAGUGUUUGGACGAGACCAAAACCUGUGAAAUUUUUGCCUGGUGUCCAGUUGAAAAUGACCAUGUGAUCCCAGAUCCACCUGCUAUGAUGUCAGCUGAGAAUUACACGUUGUUCAUCAAAAACUCAAUCACCUUCCCACAAUUUAGAGUUGUAAGAAGCAAUCUGGUGGAAGGCGUGGACAGCAAUUACAUCAGACAGUGUGUCUAUGACAAAAUCAGCGACCCUUUUUGUCCCAUAUUCAGACUGGGAGACAUUGUGACGAUGUCGGGAUUCACCUUCCCACAGAUAGCGAUUCAGGGUGGAGCUAUCGGGAUUCUCAUUGAUUGGACCUGUGACCUUGACUGGCAUGUGAGACAUUGUCGGCCAGUUUAUAACUUCCAUGGACUGUACGGGAAUGGGCUUGAUGCAGAUGAGACCAAAGCCUCCGUGGGUUACAACUUCAGGUAUGCAAAAUAUUAUAUGGAGGACAGUGAGGAAAAAAGGACGCUUACCAAAGUGUUUGGAAUCCGGAUAGACAUUUUGGUUCGAGGACUGGCAAGAAAAUUUGACAUCAUUCCAACACUAACAGCCAUUGGCUCAGGCGUGGGCAUUUUUGGAGUGGCAACAGUAGUAUGUGAUCUGGUACUUCUCCAUCUACUGCACCAGAAAGACUUCUAUAAGAACAUGAAAUUCAAGUACACUACCAUGAAGGAAGAGGUGUCAGUCAUGCAGAAUGAAAUGGAAAAGAACUCAGCGAAGGAAUGAACCGGCAUGGAGGAUGAAGAGGGGAGCCCUGCUGCUCUGGACCUCUGCACUGAUAAAUGUAGCACUGGACACUCAGGAGAAGGCAGUGAUGAACUUUGACACGUGGAAAGCCAUUAAUAUAGAGUGCCCUCCAAAAGCAUGGUAAUGGUAGACUAAAAUUAGAAUGAGCAAAUUUUGCUAUUUACUUCAUUCAAAAUUUAAAAAACAAAUUCAAUUGGAUUUUGAUAUCAAAAGAUGUUUAUGAGACAUAUUAUUUGCAUGUGUAUAUGUUUUACCAUUUUACAGAAACAGCUGUUUUUGUGUUGAGUCUCCUAUUUUUAGCUGUGAAAAACAAAGCAGAACUGACAGUUGCCCAGGUGUUUCCUUUCGCGUGGAUUGUUCACACAUAAAAGAGCUGUGCGUUUCUAGUCUUGGUUUUAGCAUUUGUUUUCAUCUGUGGAGUUUGCAUUUACAGUUAGAAGGCAUUCACCAUUAUUAGCAGAAAACUGAAAAACAAGAUGAGAGGACAGAAGAAUUAAUCAAGAUGAGGAAUACAACAAUAAAAUUGUAGCUGUGAAGAAAAACGUUAAAACAACAGUCUGUGACAUCACCAGCAGGCAGGGGUGAAAAUAUCACAAGCCACUGAACCCAGAAAACUAAGCAGAAUUAUAGAGUCUACACUGCUAGCUGAAAACCUCUCAUCAGCAACAAGAAUCGGAAGCCCAGAAGAGAAUUCACCAACAAAUACAGAAACAAGCCAGAAGAGUUCUGGAACAGAAUGGACAGAUGCCUUUACCAACGCAAUGGAAUGCCAAAAGUGGAAAAAUGGAAAUAUGGAGGAGGUAGUGCCAUGGCUUGGGCCUGUAUGGCUGUUUCUGGAACAGGCACACUCAUCUUUAUUGAUGAUGUAACAGAGGAUGGCAGUAGUAUGAUGAAUUUGUAAGUGCACCGAUUUUGUACAAAGAAGUUCCUGCAACCUCAUUGGCCAAUGCUUCAUCCUGCAACGAGACAAUGACCCCAAAUACACUGCCUACAUAAUCAAAGCAUUCAGCAUUGGAUGAAAAUGGAAAGGAUUGGCCAAGUCUGUUUCCUGAUUUAAAUCCAAAUGAGUAGGCAUUUCACUCGCAGAACAGGAGAAUGAUGUCAGAAACCCCUUUUAAGAAGAACAACUGAAAAUUGCUGCAGUGAAGGUCUGGAAAAGCACUUCCAAAAGAAUUUGAUUAGGUCAGUGGGUCAUAGACUUCAUGCAGCUAAUGCAUUUAAGGGCUAUGCAACCAAAUAUGAAACUUUAUUGCUUUUAUUUACUUUUAUUUACUUAAUCUGUUCAAUUAAUUUUGCAAAGCUGAGAAUUGGGGGAUUCAACAUAGCUGUUUCUGUGAAAUAUAUAAACAUUGACUGUACAUACCAUUAGAUAGAUAUGUGGGGGUGACAUGGCUCAGGCAGUUAGAGCAGUCGUCUGGCAGUCGGAGGGUUGCCGGUUCGAUCCCCUGCCCGGCCUGUGUCGAAGUGUCCCUGAGCAAGACACCUAACCCCUGAAUGCUCCUGACGAGCUGAUUGCAUGGCUGCCAAUUGCCGUUGGUGUGUGAAUGGGUGAAUGAGAAGCAUCAAUUGUACAGCGCUUUGGAUAAAGGCGCUAUAUAAAUUCCAACCAUUUACCAUUUAUGUCUCAUAGUCAUCUUUUGAUCUGAAAAACCUGAAUGCCUUAUCCUCAUGCUCAAAAAUUACUCUAUUUUUGAGUCUAACACAGGGGCCCGUACUGGAGUUGGUGACAAGAAGACUGCUGAGUUGUAUUGAUGAACCCUGAUACAAUAUUUGCUCAUGCUAAAAAUACCGUUGUCUUGCAUAGCAUAUCUCCUCUGUGGUUACAAACUAAUAAUGUGUUUUUCCUAUUUUUAAGUUUUGCAGCAGAGCAAAUGACUGACAUGUCAAUGUUGUAAAAGGUGGGCAAAAAAGGUCGCUUUUAUUAUAUUAUAUACUGUAUAUUUAUGUUUGUAAUUAUGCUUUGCAAAGGUUUGUGGGAAACUAUUUGUUUUUGAUGAUCUAUCACGAUUGGCCUGCUUGAUCUAUUGCGUUCAGUGUCGUGAUUACCUUGCUGUACAUCAGCAAAAGACGCUAGCAAGCAAGUGAUGCACAAAAAAUUACAAAAGAGGAACUGUAAAACGCAGCAAAACUAGUUUUACUAGCAACUGCCUUUGGCGAUGUGUGCCCUAUCUUGAUUCUCAAUUUCACCAUUCCACUGCUGCUACAGCCAAACGCUUGUUCUCAGAACUAAAACCUUAUUAAGAACUGCUAAAGGAGCAUUUGAUAACUUUUCAGUUAAAAAAAACAGAAAAAAUUCAACACUGCCCUUUUAAUACUUUUACAAAAGCAGUACCAACAGACUGAAGAAAUUCAAACUGUCUGUACUCAAUACAGCAAAACUAUUUAUGGGCAAUGUAAAUAUGCUUUAUUUUAUGUGUAUAUAUGUGUACCAGUUCUUUGUCUGGUCCACACAGUGGACGACUGGACUCAAAUCUAGGAGCCAUAUUGUUCAUUAAUAUCCUGAUAGUACAAGUCUGCUUUGGUACAUUUUGAACACCAGCUGUGAUGAUGAAAUGCACCAGUGGAAAUAAUUCCCAUUUGUUCAUUGUGAGCAAGCCAAACAGCCCAGUUUGUAAUUUUGAAUGUAUGCACUGGUUCAGUUUAUCUUCUUAAUUUAUUUCUGACAAAUUAAAUUAUGUCAAACUUUG
This is a messenger RNA of Conger conger (European conger), 4126 nucleotides long. It is a transcript of the gene p2rx1, whose product is annotated as purinergic receptor P2X, ligand-gated ion channel, 1. Gene Ontology annotation, cellular component: nuclear inner membrane; plasma membrane. Gene Ontology annotation, biological process: monoatomic cation transmembrane transport; response to ATP. The record is from RefSeq and is a predicted model, not a curated record. Gene Ontology annotation, molecular function: purinergic nucleotide receptor activity; extracellularly ATP-gated monoatomic cation channel activity. The transcript has 13 exons. NCBI's taxonomy places the organism in Eukaryota, Metazoa, Chordata, Actinopteri, Anguilliformes, Congridae. Bases 237 to 1418 code for a protein of 393 amino acids.